Molecule: messenger RNA, 1317 nt
Organism: Lachancea thermotolerans CBS 6340
Lineage: Eukaryota; Fungi; Ascomycota; Saccharomycetes; Saccharomycetales; Saccharomycetaceae
Exons: 1
Coding region: 1-1317 (438 amino acids)
Source: RefSeq, a predicted model, not a curated record
AUGGACGAAGAUGCAGUGCGUUCGUCUUUUAUAUCGCAGGAUACCCAUAGUUCGCUUUUGCUCAUGAACAAAAGCCAUUCAGACGCUUCGUAUGGCCCAGUAUCAGGAGAGACCCCUGUGAGAUGGCAGACGGGGAACAGGGAGUUUCAUUUCAAUAGUAACAGUACGCCAUCUAAAGGAACGGAUGCUCCGCUUGAAGACCCCGCUAGAAAACUGUUACGCAAACGGAGGAUUGUUAGGAACACCUUAAGCGGAGCCAAGCCCAGACUUCGUUCUAAGCUUUCAGGUUCGGCGGCAAAGCUUGAUUUGCUCGAUGAUCAAGUGCUAACCAGCCUGCCCAUUCCGCCUCCCAAGGAGAAGCAUUACAACGCGACCGAGAGCCAUGUGAACGAGGUUCAAAUGCGCAUUCACAAGGAUAACAGGCGAAUUAGCAUUGCACCCAAGCGUCAGCAUUCUGAGGCAGAGUCUGCUCAUCCAAUAGUUUUGGUUGAAGAUUACAUCCCUCAAGAUCCAAGUCAGCUCAGAUUUGCCAAGAAUAGGGUAUCCGUAUCAGAUCUCAAAAGCAAGAUCAGUAAAAGCAAGAUUUCGAGGCUUCCUAUUAAACUAAAGGAUAACAGAAGUGCUUCAGCUGCUUCUUCGCUUACCUUGACGCCUCACAUCAAUGAUGAUGAUUCGUUUGCGAACAUGGGCAUGAUCAGCGAGGACGACGAAUGCGUAGAAAACCAAAACCUAGCAUUCGACCAGCAUUCGACUGAAACCGGGAAAACUGCUGUGGCUGACAUCGAGCACCUACUGGAAGGUGUGUUGAAACCGUCUUUCAGGGGAAGUAAAGACGAGUAUCUGCAAGCUUUUAAUCUUGAGGAGAAGAUCAAGGGUUGUGUUAUUUGCGAAAAGCCCCUGUAUGAAAUCAGCACUCUACUGGAGGGGCGCCACUUUAGGGAAAUUGUGUGCUCAAGUUGCACACUGCGAUAUGAAGAGACGGCCAAAAUACUAGAGGACUACGAAUUCGAAACUUCAUAUGACUCUAUCGAUAGUUCGAGAGAUUGCAGUAUAAAUUCUGAAGAUUUACUUGAAGAAACUGAACCAGCGAUACCCAUUGCAAACAAAAGGUUCAAGGCAAAUACCUUUUCCCCACAUUUAAUUAAUAGACUGCAACUGCAGAUACAAAACAUACCCGAAAAAGAGAAGAGUCGCGAUGAGCACACCGUGGAUUCCAAGACAAUGUUAUGGUUCAUCGAAGCGAAAAGGAAACUGAGAUGGAGGUGGCGGGUGAACGGAUUGAUUCCCCAAUUUCUUGCUGGAAAGAGAAAUAUUUGA